GCGCCCACGUCGGCGCCUUUGCGCUCCGCAGCGGCGCGCCUCGCCCGGCGUCCCCACCAGUCCUGCCGGAAGAUGGUCAACGACCGGUGGAAGACCGUGGGCGGCGCUUCCCAACUUGAGGACCGGCCGCGCGACAAGCCGCAGCGGCCGAGCUGCACUUACGCGCUGUGCACCGUGCUGCUAUCCCUGGCCGUGCUGCUGGCCGUGGCCGUCACCGGCGCCGUGCUCUUCCUGAACCACGCCCAUGUGCCGGGCACGGCGCCCCCGCCCCUCGUCAGCACCGGGCCAGCCGGUGCCAACAGCGCCCUGGUCACCGUGGACAGGGCCGACGCCUCGCGCCUCAACAUCCUCAUCGACCCACGCUGCCCUGACCUCGCCGACGGCUUCGCCCGCCUGGAGGGCGCCCAGGCCUCUGUGCUGCAGGCGCUGAGCCAGCGCCAGCCUGAGCCGUGGCUGGCGGGGCAACAGGAGCGGGAACUGCUGGACACCUUGGCUGACCAGCUCCCCCGGCUGCUGGCCCGGGCCUCGGAGCUGCAGGCGGAGUGCGUGGGGCUGCGGAAGGGGCACAGCGUGCUGGGCCAGGGGCUCAGCGCCCUGCAGAGCGAGCAGGGCCGCUUCAUCCAGCUUCUCUCCGAGAGCCAAGGCCACAUGGCUCACCUAGUGAACUCCGUCAGUGACGUCCUGGACGCCUUGCAGAGGGACCGAGGGCUGGGCCGGCUCCACGUCAAGGCUGACCUUCAGAGGGCGCCUGCCAGGGGAUCGCGGCCCCGGGGCUGCGCCAACGGCUCUCGGCCACGCGACUGUCUGGACGUCCUCCUGAGUGGACAGCAGGAGGACGGCGUUUACUCUGUCUUCCCCACACACGACCCCGCUGGCUUCCAGGUCUACUGUGACAUGCGCACUGACGGUGGUGGCUGGACGGUGUUUCAGCGCCGGGAGGACGGCUCCGUGAACUUCUUCAGAGGCUGGGAGGCGUACCGGGAUGGCUUCGGCAAGCUCACGGGCGAGCACUGGCUAGGGCUCAAGAGGAUCCACGCCCUGACCACGCAGGCAGCCUACGAGCUACACGUGGACCUGGAGGACUUUGACAACGGCACAGCCUACGCCCACUAUGGGAGCUUUGGCGUGGGCUUGCUCUCCGUGGACCCCGAGGAAGAUGGGUACCCGCUCACUGUGGCCGGCUACUCGGGCACUGCAGGGGACUCCCUCCUGAAGCACAGCGGCAUGAGGUUCACCACCAAGGACCGAGACAGUGACCACUCGGAGAACAACUGCGCGGCCUUCUACCGCGGCGCCUGGUGGUACCGCAACUGCCACACAUCCAACCUUAACGGGCAGUACCUGCGCGGCGCGCACGCCUCCUACGCCGACGGCGUCGAGUGGUCCUCCUGGACCGGCUGGCAGUACUCACUCAAGUUCUCCGAGAUGAAGAUUCGGCCGGUCCGUGAGGACCGCUAGACGGGCGCGCUGUCCGUCCCCGCCCACCGCCCGCCCCCGCCCACCACCGCCCACCACCGCCCACCGCCCGUCUCCGCCCCCGCCCGUCCCCUCGCCAUCCCCACGCCCACCCCGAACUCCGCUCCUGCUCAGACGCCCGCCCGCCUGCCCGCACAUGACUGACCCACUCUCGCGAUGGAGUGGGCCAGGCCAGCCCCGACACUAAGCACCCCCUGCACAAGUGAGGCCACACAUCACCUUCGCACUGUCCCCACCCACAAUUUGCCCGGCUGCUGCGGGCCGGGCGAGUUUGACCACCCCAAAUUCCGCCUGCCCAGACUUUGGCUCCUGGGCUGUUUGCCUUCCCUGGGCCAGGAGUCUGCCACGUGCUCCUGGCAGCCCUUCCACUUUGCCAGCCCAGACACCUGGAGUGAUGGGCACACAGAGGAGGGGCAGAUGGUACCCCUGGAGCCCUUUGAGCAGAGGGAAGGGUCAGAUCUUUCUGGGUCACGUCUGAGGCCAGCCUCCCUGGACCUCCGGACCCCCCCCCCACCUCGUUCCUCUGGUGCCUGGAGGUCCGCCCUCUCUCCCAAGGACUGGGGAGUGGCUGCUGCUAAGGGCUGCCUGUGCCCAUGGGCUGGGUGGCCACAUCCCGCCAUGCCCCUCGGCCAGGCUGGGGUGCAGCUGCCUUCGGGAACUCGCUCCCCAAGGUGACUGAGAUCAGUUCCCUGGAGCCCUUCCCCACCCCCGAGCCAACCCGCUGUCUCUGCAGGCCUGGGACGUCCCCAGUCCCCUUGGCCGUUGUGCCCGCCCGCCUCCUGUCUUCCCCGGGCGGCUGGAGCCCCGCCGCACCCCACCCCGUUCCCCUGCCUGUGGAAGGCAGGGGCGGGGCCUGCGCCGCUGGGCUGGGCUGGGCUGGGGCUGGGCUUGUACCACCCGCCCUCCGAUUUCCAGGCAGGGACUCUGGGACCCUAGGACCUCCUAGGAGCAGGCCUGGAGGGUGAAGCCUGGACCCAGAUGGGUUUGGUGGCUGUUACCGGGUCAGCCCGGACACUGCUGUCUCAGUGGGGAGGUCGCCCCCUGCUGGUGACUGGGGGUGUUGCCACCUGGAGUCGGGGGCAGGGAGGGCCUCGCCGGGCAAGUGGGGGAGCCUGAGGUGCCCGCCAGGCACUCAGAGACAUUUCUCACUGAAUCCUCUCAACGCCCGAUGUACUGUUACUGCUGCCCCCAACAAGAAGCACAGGUUCCCAAGGCCAGCGGCCAGGACGAGCAGGGCUGCUUUUCCACGUUCCCGCCUGAGGGGACCCGAGGGAGCCAGGAGGUCAGCCUGGAGAGCCGCCCAGAGGGUGGGCAGCCCAGCGACCCCUCCUCAGGCAGGGGGGAAGCCCUCCUCUGGCUUCCGAUACAGGACACCUGAAGGCAGCCAAGUGGGGGAGUGCGGGGUUCAGCUCUCCCUUCCCCUCCCCCCAAGCUUUGUGCUUCAAUAAUAAUAAUUCAGAGACGGCCAGGGAAGCAGGAAAGGCCCCAGGGGAAGCAGGAAAGGCCCCGAGCGCCGCUGGCUGGCCACGUGACCUGGCCGGUCCCCUCUAGCCCCACCUGGCUGUCGGCGUUUGGCAAGGUUUGCGGGAGGAGACGCCAUCCCUGCCCUCCUGGCCCUCAGCUGACAUCAGAGACGGCCAAGGAACAGGUGAUGACAGCUCAGUGUCACCAGGGCGGUGACGGGAGCACACAGGCGCGGGCGGGUAGGGGCAGUGUGGCAGGGGUGUGUGUAAGAAGACCCCAGAGACCUCCUGCUGGCUCCUUUCCCAUCCUCUAGAAGCCAAGAGAAGCAGCCCACCUGGGCCGCUGGGCCCCAGCCACGAAGCAGAGGCUGGAUGGGCCCUGCGUCCUCAUCCCGGGAGCCCCAUUUCCCCCUCCCUCCUGCUCCAGGCUGGGGCGAGCCGCUGCUGCCAGCCUCACGGUGCCAGCCACUGUUUAGAACGUGCCAAGCGCUUCCUGAUCUGUCAUCAAACACACUCCUGGUGAGCGUGAUGUUCAUGGAUUCACAGAUGCGCGUGCACAUCAGGAAGCUCGGGCGUUCAUGCCAGGGCUUGGCCGAGGAACAGACGUGCCACCGCUUGGGCCUGGCAGGGGGCUGGGUGAGGGUGUUUCAGGAGCGUCUGGCCGACCUGCAGACACUGGUUCCUUCCCGCCGGAGAGCACCAGCCCCGGUCCCAGCCCAGGCCUGGCACCACUGGGGACACGGCCGGACCAGAUGCUGGCUGAAUGGGCACAAAGCCCGUCAUGGUGAGGACAGUAAGGCCAGCGCACCCCCCUUCCUAAAGGGCCUCCCUUCACAGGCUGGCGCUGAGCACACACAGUACCUGGGCCGGGAGGCUGAGGGGAGCGAGGCAGGCCUGGGCCCUGGCCUGGAGGAGCUCCCAGUGUGAUUUCAGCGCAAAUGGCUAUCACUGGAGAUGGGAGCGACCACAAAGGGAAGGGGGCCCUGGGAAAGCCGGGGGGAGCGGCAGCUCUGCCGAGACCGAGGGGUGACAGAUGGGUGCAAAGGUCACCCAGGACCCAUGGUCACUGCACCCGAACCCUGACCCACGAUGCCUGAGUUGAUGGCUUGAUGGUGGGGUACCUGCGGCCCAGUUGUACCACGUGACGGGGCUGACACCUCACCUCCCCUUUCCUUCCUUCUCCCAUGAGGAGAGAGCCAAGCAGGGGAGGGGUGCGCUCUACACUGGGAUCCUCAGGCAGUGCAUUUAUGCCCCCAAAGCUUCCGAAAGUUCCUUUCCACAAGCACAGGUAGGUUCUGUGGGAUCAGCCAAUGGCCGCAUUCCUUGUCCUGCAAACUUUGGAUACAUCUCUGGGGCGCCACCCAGCUGGCCACCCCUGCUCCCCGAGUCCAGAGGAGGGACGGACGCUGGGUUUCCACCCUGAUGGCCUCAGCACAGUCAGCAGUUGAGGACAGAGCUGUGGGCAGGUCUCAAAUUGCAUGUUCCCCCCCGCAGCCGUAUGUAAAUAGGUUGUAUAAUGUUUGCCUUGGGGCAGAAGCGAUAUCCAUAUCCCAGGGCCCACCUCUUCCUGGGUCCCCCACGGCCACCCACCCUCAUCCACGCAGGCCUCUGGCCUGGAAGGUGGGAGCCCCGCCACCCAGGAUUCGGAGGAUUCGUGGGGUUCAUCAACAGGACUGCUAGCUGCCUCUGCUACAGCAGAAGGGGAGGGCGGAGGUGGGGGCACGGGAGCAGGGCUCGGACCGGCGGGGUUUAAGGAGCCACACGCGCACCAGAGGACACAUUAGAGGAUGUACAGACAAGGACAUGAGGCUUUGGUCCGAGUGCUGGGGCCUCCCCAGGGCCUGUCUCUUCAUCCGCUAGCAGGGAGAGGGCCGUCCCCAAACCCUGAGUGGCCACGCAGCUGGCAGGACUCGGCAAACCCGGAGGGCUGAAGUUGGACCUCGGCGGGACUGGGGGGCAGGGAGUGGGGAACCGGGCUCUGACCUGCUGUGCCCUCAGGCUGCCUGACUCCACACAAGACCUGUGGUGGGAAGAGGGGCGGGGCUAGGAGGGAGCUAGAGGCCAGCGCAGCUUGCGAUGGACAGAUGCUAGUGCGGCCUGUGUGCACUUGUCGUGUGUGUGGUCCUGUCUCCAAUAAAGU
Messenger RNA from Globicephala melas (long-finned pilot whale), 5079 nucleotides. It is a transcript of the gene FIBCD1, whose product is annotated as fibrinogen C domain containing 1. The record is from RefSeq and is a predicted model, not a curated record. Lineage: Eukaryota; Metazoa; Chordata; Mammalia; Artiodactyla; Delphinidae.